Cyanidioschyzon merolae strain 10D is the source of this 1959-nucleotide messenger RNA. RefSeq names its product similar to permease involved in the uptake of glycerophosphoinositol Git1p. Gene Ontology annotation, biological process: transmembrane transport; carboxylic acid transport. Gene Ontology annotation, cellular component: plasma membrane. Bases 1 to 1959 code for a protein of 652 amino acids. Gene Ontology annotation, molecular function: carboxylic acid transmembrane transporter activity. The transcript has a single exon. The record is from RefSeq and is a predicted model, not a curated record. Lineage: Eukaryota; Rhodophyta; Bangiophyceae; Cyanidiales; Cyanidiaceae.
AUGGCAGAUCCUAUCGUGGACAUUGCUCCAGACCAAAUAUUCAUUGGUGCAGAGGAGCCCUCAGCGCAAGUGCACGACGUUGAGUCGAAGGGUGCGGUCGCGGAGGAAUCUGACAAGUCCUAUAUCCGGUACAAUGCAAUCGGCACUGCACUAGGCUUUCUCGUGAACGGUUACAUGUACCAGGUAGGCACGUUACUUCUAACUCUAUAUGUGGACGCGUAUUAUACGGUGUAUGCGAGUACGUUUCUACAGUCUGCGCUCUCUACUUCUGUACUGUACGGCGUUCUCUUUGGGCUCCUUAGCUUUGGAUUCAUCGCCGAUAUCAUCGGACGCAAGGCCGGUCUCAUCGCUUGCUCCUGCAUCGUUAUACUCGGCUCGAUCCUGUCCACGGCAGCGAACGGAAAAACAACUGACGGUAUGUUCUGGAUGAUUAUCGUCGGACGCGCUGUCGUUGGCCUCGGAAUGGGCGGCGAGUACACUUGUAACGUUCCGAAUAUCGUUGAGGAUAGUGAGGAAGUCAGCACGAAAACGCGCGGACGAAGGGUUUCGCUGCUUGUGAUGCUCAUGGAGGUCAUCGGGAACAACACACCGACGCUGAUCCAGCUGAUUCUCAUUGCGGCAGCUUGCCGCCACGUCUACAUCACUUCAUCGUCGUCUACAGGGGUAAGCCUCCCGAAUUGCCGGCCUCAGGUGGUGUGGAGAAUCUCCUACGGGCUGGGCCUCAUUCCGUGCAUCAUCGUGCUUUUCUUGCGGGUUCGCAUGCGCGAUUCUAAAAUGUACCGCAAGGAUGAGAAUCUAAGACGCAAGUCCUAUGAUCUACUGGACCUGUUUGUUAUUUUCCGACACUUUAUCCCACGGAUGAUCGGCACAAUCUUCAUGUGGUUUCUCAUCGACUGGAUCAAUUACAGCCAAGGCACGUUUGGUGGCGUGAUCCUGUCGAGUGUGAUCGGGGCAUCUCUCUUCAAGACGGCUUGGAUCAGUCUCGCCCAGGGCGUGGUGCUCACUCUCGGGCCAGUUGCGGCUGCUCUGGUCGUGGAUCGUCUCGGACGGCGGAAAACGGAGGUCCUCGGAUGGGCGUGGCUCGCCUCCACGCAGCUGAUUACGGCUGGCGUGUACCUCAUGCUUGCAAAGCAUGCGGUAGGCUACGUUAUUUGGACUACUUUCGUAUUCAUUUUCCAGUACUUUGUGUUCAUCCCUGUCUAUCUGGUCCCGGCUGAAGUGUACCCCACUCGCGUGCGUGCAACGCUCUACGGAUGGUCAUCGGCGCUCGGCAAGGUCGGGGGCAUUGUCGGAACGACCGUGUUUCCUUACAUGUGGAGCGCGCUCUCGCCCGAUGGCAACGAGUCCGGCCAUAGCGGCCUCCUUGGACUGCGUAAGAUCCAGUGGAUCUACGCAGGAAUCGAAUACUUCGGUUUGAUCCUUGCUCUCCUAUUUGUCCCGGAGUAUAGUAACGUCAGUCUCAGAGGCGAGGAGAAUCGAUUCCUGGCCAUGCGUGCGCGGUACGCUGCGCGCUUCGCGAAGAGCCUCGGUGCACAGCCCGCACCAGCCGCCUCCUUCGAGAGCAUUCAGAUUGGGCACUACUCCUGGUGGUCCCUGCUCUACCUUCGCCUCUUCCGCAGUCGUGAGGAGUACGCUGCAGCUCUGGAGCAGUACGCUCAGAUGCUGCUUGCGCGCUCCUACAUCACCAAGGUGGAGCAGCUCGAGCAGUACGCUGCUGCGCCCGUCUACUACAACGACCGGACGCUGUUCUCGAAUCUCAUCCGGCGCAUCCGCCUCGGAGCAGAGGGUGCCAGGGAGUACAAUCGCCUGUCGGAGCUGAUGGGCGAGGAGUCCAUGGAGAAUCCAGCCUUUGGCGAGCAGCAGGCGAAGAUCGUGCUGUCUGCGGAUGGUGGUUCGAGCGAUGAAAAAGUAUCGAAGGAAGCAACGGAUACCACCACAGACAACAGCAUGACCUUUUGA